UUGAUUUUUGAGAGUAUUGAUGACAGACUGAUUUCCCUCAAUCCGAUUCCAGGGCGCAAGAGCGGAAGAAAACAUUGGAAUUACUAUUAACUCUUUGCAACAUUCAUUAACCGUUUGGUCCAAGUUUUCUGAAAGGGAUCGAUGUUCUGUUGAGACUAUUGGUGGCUGGGAUCCGGCCAGAGCAAGUAACAAUCUCCAUGUGGAAGGACAGAAAAUGCUGCACUUCUUGAUAUUGCUGGUCUUUUUAUCUUUAAGGAAAAGCUCUGAAUUCCCACAUUCAGUCCGAAUGGCUGCAAUUCUGGAUGAUCCAAUGGAGUGCAACAGAGGAGAAAGACUCGCCAUUAGUCUUGCAAAAAGCCACAUCAAUAGCAUGGUGGAUCCGUCUGAAAGGGCACGGCUGGAGAUUGACCUGUUUGAGCUGCUACGGGACAGUGAAUAUGAAACGGCAGAAACUACUUGUCAGAUUCUCCCAAAGGGGGUCGUUGCAAUCCUGGGUCCUUCCUCGAGUCCAGCAUCUGCCUCGAUUAUCAGUCACAUCUGCGGCGAGAAGGAGGUCCCUCACGUGAAGGUAGCAGCUGAAGAAAUUCCUAAAUUGCAGUAUUUGAGGUUCACUGCAUUAAACCUCCACCCAAGUAACACAGACAUCAGCCUAGCUAUUGCCAGCAUCUUGAACUUCUUCAACAGGACCAUGGCAUGUCUGAUCUGUGCCAAAGCUGAAUGCCUUUUGAGUUUGGAAAAGUUAUUGCGCCAGUUUCUAAUUUCCAAGGACACCUUGUCAGUGCGAAUGUUGGAUCAAAGUCAGGAUUCAACACCACUCCUGAAGGAAAUCCGAGAUGACAAAAUUGCAACCAUAAUUAUUGAUGCCAGUACUUCAGUGUCACAAUCAAUCCUUCACAAGGCUGUGGAGUUAGGAAUGACAUCUGCCUACUAUAACUACAUCUUCACAUCUCUGGAGUUUCCUUUUCUCCAUUUUGAGGGGCUAAAUGAAGAACAUGUGAAUAUCCUGGGAUUCUCCAUCACUAACCCAGAUCAUCCACACUAUAAUGAUUUUGUUCACAGUCUAAACAAAUCCUGGCAGGAAAACUGUGCACACUCAACUUAUCCUGGAGCAGCACUCUCCUCCGCACUCCUGUUUGACGCUGUCUUUGUCAUUGUAACUGCCGUCAAUGAACUUAACCGCAGCCAGGAAAUUGCUGUCAAAUCCUUGUCCUGUGGCUCUACGCAGAUAUGGCAACAUGGAACUAGCCUGAUGAACUACCUGAGAAUGGUGGAACUAGAAGGUCUAACUGGUCACAUCGAAUUCAACAGCAAGGGUCAGAGAACUAAUUAUAUUUUGAAGAUAGUUCAACGCAGUAAAGAAGGACUGAAACAGGUUGGAAUCUGGCACUCAGAGAAUGGACUAGUAAUGGACCGAAGAUUUUAUUUCUUAAAUGCUUCAGAAAGUUUAUUCAAUAAGACUCUGAUAGUGACAACUAUCUUGGAAAAUCCUUAUGUGAUGCUGAAACCAAACCACCAGGAACUCCAGGGGAAUGAACGAUAUGAGGGGUUCUGUGUGGAUAUGCUGAAGGAGCUUUCAGAAAUCCUUAGGUUUCAUUACAAAAUCCAGCUGGUAGCUGACGGUGUUUAUGGGGUAGCAGAGACCAAUGGCACGUGGACGGGGAUGAUCGGUGAGCUGAUUUCGAGGAAAGCUGAUCUGGCAGUAGCAGGUUUAACCAUUACAGCUGAACGUGAGAAGGUCAUCGAUUUCUCCAAACCAUUUAUGACUCUUGGAAUUAGUAUCCUCUAUCGUGUUCAAAUGGGUAGGAAACCUGGUUAUUUUUCCUUCCUGGACCCUUUCUCUCCUGGUGUUUGGCUCUUCAUGGUGCUUGCCUAUCUUGCAGUCAGUUGUGUUCUCUUCCUUGUAGCCAGGUUAUCUCCAUAUGAGUGGUAUAACCCUCAGCCUUGCUUUAAAGGAAAGUGCAACGUGUUGGUCAAUCAGUACUCAUUAGGAAACAGCCUUUGGUUCCCUGUGGGUGGUUUCAUGCAGCAAGGAUCAGAGAUUAUGCCCCGAGCACUUUCCACGCGCUGUGUUAGUGGAGUAUGGUGGGCUUUUACACUCAUUAUCAUAUCAUCAUACACAGCCAAUCUGGCUGCCUUCCUCACAGUACAGAGAAUGGACGUGCCAAUAGAAUCAGUCGAUGACCUUGCUGACCAGACAAACAUUGAAUAUGGAACAAUUCAAAGAGGAUCAAGCAUGACCUUCUUCCAGAAUUCUCGAUACCAAACCUACCAGCGAAUGUGGAACUAUAUGCAUUCCAAACAGCCUAGUGUAUUUGUGAAAAGCACUGAAGAAGGAAUUUCUCGAGUUUUGAACUCCAACUAUGCCUUCUUAUUAGAGUCAACCAUGAAUGAGUACCAUCGACAACGUAAUUGCAACCUUACACAGAUUGGUGGUCUCCUGGAUACCAAAGGAUAUGGUAUAGGCUUGCCACUUGCUUCGCUUUUUCGAAAUGAGUUUGACUUGGCCAUUCUCCAACUUCAGGAAAAUAACCGGCUAGAAAUGCUGAAACGGAAAUGGUGGGAGGGAGGAAAAUGCCCAAAAGAAGGAGAGCAUGGGGCAAAAGGUCUAGGAAUGGAAAACAUUGGUGGCAUUUUUGUGGUUCUAAUCUGUGGCUUAAUCGUUGCUGUUGUCAUGGCAGUGAUUGAAUUCAUGUGGACAAUGAGACACACCACAGAAACAGAGAUUUCUGUUUGUCAGGAGAUGCUGAAAGAGCUGCGGAGUAUCGUGUCAUGUCAGGAGACCAUUAGGUCUCGGCGGAAGCGGCGCUUGAUAAGGACACGUUACAAUCAAACUGAAACUUCGCGUGAUAUGAACGCCAUGAGCCUGAGCAAUGGGAAGCUAUGCAGUGGCACAUUGCCAGACCCAGUCUCCCAGCGAAUGGCGCACGAGGCUGCCCUGACAGUAAGAGGCUGCACCCAUAUUCGUGUCUGUCCAGAAUGCCGUCGAUUUCAGGGCCUGAGGCCCCGGCCUAUGGAGUCACCGAUACAAAGUGAAGAGAGUCUAGAGUGGGAAAAGGGCACAAGUAACAGCAGUGACCAAGAACAAUAGGACAAUGACAAAAAGACCUCCAACUCAAAGACCACUGUGCUUGGGUGAGAUCUGCCCUUGGCAAGAGGGGAAAUACCCUUUGUGGUGGGGUAAAGCAGAAUGCAAGCCCUGGGCAGCAGAUCCUGAAAUAAUGAAUGUUUUUCAUCUUACACAAAAGGACAUUAACAAUGCACUGUGUGGAUCUUCUCUCUCCAAUCAGGGCAGCGGCAGAAUUCUUUCUGUAAAUUCUAAUAGUAAACAAAGUGCCAAACCUCACAUUCCCAUUCUCAGAGCAGCAAGGUCUUGAACCUCAAGCUAUGCACUUCUGUAAACUUCUCCCUAGGCCUGGAAGGGGGCCAUGAUCAACACAAGUUAAUCAAGCGUCACUGAACAAGUGGCAGAGACAGAAAACCAUUGGUGAACAGUUUCUACAAUGGCACACAAAUCCUGGUUAUGUGAAAGCCCCUUUGCACAAGCCCAGGGUGACUGAGUGGGGAGAAAGAGAACAAACCCUAUAUAAAUCCCCCAUCUCUGUUUCUUCAUCCUGUGUGGUAGAAAUUGGACUCACACACUAACCUAGAUUGAAAUUUGUGAAAUGAUUCUAUGCAAUUCCUGUGUU
This is a messenger RNA of Pristis pectinata (smalltooth sawfish), 3686 nucleotides long. It is a transcript of the gene grik4, whose product is annotated as glutamate receptor, ionotropic, kainate 4. Gene Ontology annotation, biological process: modulation of chemical synaptic transmission; monoatomic ion transport; synaptic transmission, glutamatergic. Lineage: Eukaryota; Metazoa; Chordata; Chondrichthyes; Rhinopristiformes; Pristidae. Gene Ontology annotation, cellular component: plasma membrane; postsynaptic membrane; presynaptic membrane. The record is from RefSeq and is a predicted model, not a curated record. Bases 215 to 3088 code for a protein of 957 amino acids. Gene Ontology annotation, molecular function: kainate selective glutamate receptor activity; transmitter-gated monoatomic ion channel activity involved in regulation of postsynaptic membrane potential. The transcript is spliced from 20 exons.